This is a messenger RNA of Parastagonospora nodorum SN15, 345 nucleotides long. RefSeq lists its product as hypothetical. The record is from RefSeq and is a predicted model, not a curated record. Bases 1 to 345 code for a protein of 114 amino acids. The transcript has 2 exons. NCBI's taxonomy places the organism in Eukaryota, Fungi, Ascomycota, Dothideomycetes, Pleosporales, Phaeosphaeriaceae.
AUGCUCCGCGCCUGUCUUGCCGAUGACCGGCAGCACUACCAAGACGUUCUUUUCCUCGAGCGCUGCUCCAUGUUCGGUGUGCGCACAGCCCCAUCGAGCACGCUCCUCGCGACUCCGACGCUCAAUAACACCUCACAUAUCCUAUUCCUCUUCGGCACUGGGAAUCCAGCAUCGAGCUGCACCCCGACGUCAACACCAAGAAAAUGGCGGUAUACGGACCACGCUCGUGACGAACACCAGCACCACAGUCCUAAUCAGGGUCGCGGUGAGAAGCUCCUACUGUGCCUCUAUAGUCCGUCGAUUCUACACUCACCUUCAACUUCGUCUCGCUCACCUGUAAACUGA